Caenorhabditis elegans is the source of this 640-nucleotide messenger RNA. RefSeq names its product Protein-tyrosine-phosphatase (gene F13D11.3). Gene Ontology annotation, molecular function: protein tyrosine phosphatase activity; protein tyrosine/serine/threonine phosphatase activity; hydrolase activity. Bases 15 to 539 code for a protein of 174 amino acids. NCBI's taxonomy places the organism in Eukaryota, Metazoa, Nematoda, Chromadorea, Rhabditida, Rhabditidae. The transcript has 5 exons. The record is from RefSeq and is marked reviewed.
AAUUAAAUUUAAUUAUGAGCAAUCAAAACAAGGCUCUUCUCUCUAUCACACAAGUGCGACCACAUUUGUUCCUCGCUGGAUACGGCUGUAUCACCCCUUCACUGUUAAAACAAUAUAACAUAACUCAUGGUGUUGAUUGCACAAACCUGAAAACAAAGCCUAUCAAAGGACUGGAUAGAAUUGAGGUCCCAGUCGAUGACAAUACACUUGCAAAAAUUACUCAGUACUUUGAGCCAGUGGUCAAGUAUAUCGAGGAUGCAAAGCAACAAGGACACAACACGGUUAUCUACUGUGCGGCGGGAGUCAGUAGAAGUGCAACAUUGACAAUUGUCUAUUUGAUGGUCACCGAGAAUCUGUCCUUGGAAGAGGCAUACCUGCAAGUGAACCAGGUUCGUCCGAUCAUCUCGCCAAAUAUUGGAUUUUGGCGACAAAUGAUUGAUUUUGAAAAACAGAGAAAUGGAAAUGCAAGCGUGGAGCUGAUCAGUGGCAGAAUGGCAAGACCUGUACCGAGUGUUUAUUUACGCAGAGUUGUGUGCUGAAUUUCUUCAUUAUACUUUUCAAUACCAUACAAUUAUUUUCUGCAGUACACAAUCAUUGAUGUAAAUAUUAUUCAUGUUUCUUUAAAAUAAAUAAUUAGCCU